Messenger RNA from Aspergillus novofumigatus IBT 16806, 432 nucleotides. RefSeq lists its product as uncharacterized. Bases 1 to 432 code for a protein of 143 amino acids. The transcript is spliced from 3 exons. NCBI's taxonomy places the organism in Eukaryota, Fungi, Ascomycota, Eurotiomycetes, Eurotiales, Aspergillaceae. The record is from RefSeq and is a predicted model, not a curated record.
AUGGAUCCAUCGAAUCUGGCUCGUCAUCUUGACCCCCAGGAGCAGAAUAUCCUGGAGCACGAGGCGUCUUUGACCUUCCGGAUAGGUCAAUGGGUGAUACCCUCGUGGAGACGAUUCAACCUCGCCUCCUUCACUUCUCUUGCUACAUGCCAUGUUCACUAUCGCUUCAAGGCCUUGUUCAUCUGGAAGUCAGGACACUGGGGGUCGUCUCCACAGAGUUUUUACAAGAAGGCAAAAGCCUUGUACGAUGCAGGCUACGAACAAGGUCCAAUCCCGCUCAUGCAGUCAACGCUAUUGCUAGGCCUAAACUGGGAGGGGCCCGAAGAUAUCACUGAGAAUGGUCUAUUCUACUGGACCCGUUUGAGUAUUGCUCUAGCCCAGGCCCAAGGGCUGCACCUUAGGUUAGAAACUCUCAACGUGCUUCCUACCUAG